Molecule: messenger RNA, 2302 nt
Organism: Dufourea novaeangliae
Lineage: Eukaryota; Metazoa; Arthropoda; Insecta; Hymenoptera; Halictidae
Gene: Acadvl
Product: very long-chain specific acyl-CoA dehydrogenase, mitochondrial
Exons: 8
Coding region: 252-2150 (632 amino acids)
Molecular function (GO): flavin adenine dinucleotide binding; fatty-acyl-CoA binding; very-long-chain fatty acyl-CoA dehydrogenase activity
Source: RefSeq, a predicted model, not a curated record
UAAUUAUAUAAAAGACGCAACUUCCUCCGGUACCAUUUAUAAAUUAGUUCAAUUUUUCGCAACGAUAGUAUCUUUACAAUUGAUGAAGUGGGGCUAAAACCUUGUCCCAGUUUUGCGAAUGCACCAAAUCAGUUGCUACGUCUUACGCACGUUGAGUUUUAAACAGUGUAAACGCGGAAACGAUCUCCUUUAAUUUCAUUCUGCCAUCCUUAUAAGUGUCUCAGGGUAUUCGUGUCUUUAUCAACGUCAAAAUGCUUCGAGUUGCAAACUUGGUCGCUCCAAGACCUCGAAAUUUGGUAAAGAUCAUCAACUCAAAUAUCAGAUGUUUAGCAACACAAGCAGCUGUGAAAAAUGCAUCAACUGAGAAAGCAGAGAAAAGUGCAGCUGCGAGGGAGUCUCACUCCUUUACCAUGAAUAGUUUCCGUGGCCAAUUACAAACUAACCAAGUAUUUCCUUUCCCAGAAACUUUAACAGAAGAGCAACUUGACACAUUAAAACUUUUAGUUGAUCCUAUAGAAAAGUUUUAUGAGGAAGUAAAUGAUCCAGUAAAAAAUGAUGAGAAUGCAUCCAUAGAUGAUAACACUAUGGCUGCAAUGUGGGAGCUUGGAGCAUUUUCUCUUCAGGUUCCACAAGAAUAUGGUGGUUUGGGAUUAAGUAAUUCUCAAUAUAGUAGAUGUGUUGAAAUUUGUGGGUAUCAUGAUCUAGGUGUAUCCAUCAUUCUUGGUGCACAUCAAAGUAUAGGAUUUAAGGGUAUACUUUUGUUCGGUACACCAGAGCAAAAACAGAAGUAUCUUCCAAGAGUCUGCAAUAAAGAGCUUGCAGCGUUUUGUUUGACUGAACCGAGUUGCGGUUCGGAUGCUGGUUCGAUUCGUUCUCGAGCUAUUAAGUCCGCGGAUGGAUCGUAUUAUGUAUUAAAUGGUAGCAAAAUCUGGAUAUCAAACGGCGGUUUGGCAGACAUAAUGACCGUUUUCGCGCAAGUUCCUAUGAAGGAUCCGCGAACAGGGGAAACAAAGGACAAAGUCACUGCAUUCAUUGUUGAAAGAUCGUUCGGUGGUGUAACAAAUGGACCACCAGAAAGGAAGAUGGGUAUCAAAUGUAGUAAUACGGCUGAAGUAUACUUUGAAGAUGUUAAAAUACCAGUAGAAAAUGUUCUAAGCGAAGAAGGUCAAGGCUUCAAGGUGGCAAUGAGUAUCUUAAAUAAUGGACGGUUCGGUAUGGCGGCUGCGCUUUCGGGUACCAUGCGUCAUUGUAUUAAAAAAGCCGUAGAGCACGCAACACAACGUGUGCAGUUUGGACGCACGUUAGAUAACUAUGGAGGUAUUCAAGAAAAAUUGGGCCGUAUGGCAAUGCUACAAUACAUCACUGAAUCCCUUGCAUAUACGAUUUGUGGCAAUAUGGAUACAGGUAGUCAAGACUACCAUUUAGAAGCUGCAAUUUCUAAAUGUUUUGCAUCAGAGUCCGCAUGGUGGGUUUGCGACGAAGCUAUUCAAAUAUUGGGUGGAAUGGGAUAUAUGAAAGACGCCGGUCUCGAACGUAUUAUGCGAGAUUUACGUAUUUUUAGAAUUUUCGAGGGAACUAAUGACAUUCUCCGUCUCUUUGUCGCGCUUACUGGAAUUCAGUACGCUGGAAGUCAUUUGAAAGAAUUGCAGAAAGCAUUUAAAAAUCCCACUGCUAACCUGGGACUGAUUUUCGAAGAAGCAACAAAAAGAGCAACGCGAGCAAUUGGAUUAGCAUCGGCACCCAGUCUUACACAUUUAGUUCACCCAAGUCUGCAAGAAAGUGCUGCAUUAUGUACUAAGGGUAUACAAGCUUUUGGUGAAAGCAUAGAAUCUAGUCUCAUCAAAUAUGGGCGAGGAAUUGUGGACGAGCAAUUUAUUUUGAACAGAAUAGCGCAAGUAGCGUUUGAUACGUAUACUAUGGCUGUUGUACUGAGCAGAGCAACAAUGGCUGCUAAGAAAAAUCUUCCAACUGCAGAACAUGAGCUCCUUAUGGCUCAGACUUGGUGUGCUGAAGCAUCCAAUCGCGUGAAUCAGAACUUAAGCGCAAUUUCUUCUAGUAAACAGUUGGAUGUAUUUAAUAAAUUAAGCAAAAUUUCGAAGAAUAUGUGCGAUCAUGGCGGAUGUGUUCAACUAAAUCCUCUAGGUUUUUAAUUACGUAUUAUAAUUAUUAUAAUACUAUAAACACCUAACGCAUAAAUUAAAUCAUGACACUGUAUCAUCUUGAAUCUGAAACUCUUAUGCGGUAGUUUCUUUUUCGAACACUUCAAUAAGCAACUAGCAAUGCAAUUUGUAACAUAAUGUUG